Molecule: messenger RNA, 2453 nt
Organism: Gloeophyllum trabeum ATCC 11539
Lineage: Eukaryota; Fungi; Basidiomycota; Agaricomycetes; Gloeophyllales; Gloeophyllaceae
Exons: 2
Coding region: 1-2151 (716 amino acids)
Biological process (GO): conjugation with cellular fusion
Cellular component (GO): mating projection tip
Molecular function (GO): phosphatidylinositol binding; protein binding
Source: RefSeq, a predicted model, not a curated record
AUGAAGGCCUUGCGCAACUCCCUCAAGGGGAACAAAGACCAGUCAAUCUCGGGGCCCCUGCCGCGCAUCUCUAAACCAUCCCCUGCCCUACAGCCUCCGCAGAAGGUCAUUCGCGCUACAUCUUCCUACAAGUCUCAAGCACCCCAGGAGCUUUCGUUCCAGAAGGGCGACUUCUUCUACAUAUUCACAGGUGCGGAUAGUCCAGGUGCCUACUAUGAAGCCCACAAUCCCGUCUCGGGUGCUCGAGGGCUGGUCCCCAAAGCUCUGUUCGAAGAAUUGCAGAAGAACAGUUCAAAGUUACACAUAUCGCCGCCACCUCCGAUGCAGAAUGGACGGCUAUCCCCUAAUGGUCCGAAAACGCCUGGUGGAGGGCCAAAGUCCCCGAAGCCGCAAGUAUUCUAUGCCGUCGUAAUGCACGACUUCACCGCCGAGAGAGCGGAUGAACUGGACGCCAAGGCAGGGGACCCCAUCUCUGUCGUAGCCCAAUCCAACCGAGAAUGGUUUGUGGCGAAACCGAUCGGACGUUUGGGCAGACCGGGCCUGAUCCCCGUAUCCUUCGUCGAAGUACGGGAUCCAGCCACCAACCAGCCCAUCCCAGACAUCGAUGCUAUCAUUGAUCGCGGCGAACUGCCUCGGGUGGAGGAGUGGAAACGCCAGAUGCUCACCUACAAAGCCAAUAGCAUCUCUCUUGGUGUUAUCGACGAUGUGUCCUCGCGAGGGCCGGUUCCCAAUAGCCCAUUCAUGCCCCAGUAUCCACCCACCCCCGAAAUGCCGGCGCCUGUCGAAAAAUUAGCACCCCCGCCGCCGUCGAAUGGCUAUGACGCCGCCGAUGGCUCCCAAGCAGGUCCUUCGCGACCAGUUUCUCCGUUGCUUCUCCCGGAAGGCGUUUUGCUUGCAGCGGACGUUACUUCCUUCCACCACGAAAUGGAGGAGUACUGGUUCCGUAUCAACGCCAUCUAUCAGCCAUUCGAACCUCCCAAUUCCGACGUACUUCCGGCCGGAAAGCAGUUGGUGCUAUUCCGGUCAUACAAUGACUUCUUCGACUUCCAAGUCAAGCUACUGGAGAUGUUCCCUCGCGAAGCCGGUCGCGAGCCGCCGCACAAACGCAUACUGCCGUUUAUGCCUGGUCCAGUGGAGGACGUAGACGCCGUUGUGACGGCACAGCGCAGGGCAGAACUUGAUGCAUACCUCCAUCAUCUGUGUGAUCUCCUGCAAACUAAUGCGCAAUAUAUCCUGCGACAUCGAGUGCUGCGGGAGUUUCUGUCCGUGAAGCCAGGAGACGUCGAGACCGACAUCGAACCGCAGGUCGAACAGAUUAGGGCCAUGCGGGAUGUGUACGAAUACAUGGAGCGGAACGGAGAUGCUCAUGAUCAGGAUAACAUCGAUCCUCUGGCAGAUGAUUCGAGCUACGAGGAUGAGUUGAAUCAUGGGUUGAGCCGGACGAGGAUUCAGGAGGAAGACGAAGGCAGCGAAGGGUCGAUCUAUGAAGACGAUACUCGGGUGCCCGGACAGGCGCAUGACCGCGACCAAACCUACAAGUACCACAACUCGGCGACAAAUGGUAAUGGGGCCCAGAUGCACCAUGGGUACAAGCCAUCUUUGGGCCAAGACCUCCAUGCACGGUCUGGGUCGACAUCUUCUCUUUCGAUUCACCGAACACAAUCACCAGGCGACUCGGCCUACCAUUCCCGGUCGAACUCGCCUGUCUACCCUCCAAGUCAGAAGGAUACCUACUCUUUGCGAAACCAGGUCCUAUCGCCGCGAGAAUCGGAGUCGACCCGCAGUAGCGGCUACUCCCAGACCUCGCACAUGUCUGCCGCCAAUUCUGCUGCAUCUUCUGCGACAUCUCCCACGUCGGCAAGGUCACGGUCGAUUGCGAACACGCCUCCAAUAUCUGCGUCCAACCAGCAGCCUGCGUUCGUCAAGAUCAAGAUCUUCGACAGGACCGCGGACGACCUUAUUGCUAUCCGUGUGCACCCCAAGGUAUCGUACUCGCAACUCAUUGAGAAGGUCCAAGGAAGAUUGGGCGGCAACAUCGCGGCGCUGAAGUACCGGGAUAGCAUGAAUAAUGCCUUCGUGGAGCUGGAACACGAUGAAGAUCUGAGAGAAUGGAUUGAAACCGCGGACAAAUAUGUUCUAUAUGCUGAAUGAAGACCGGGGGUUGGGUCAGAAAGACGUGUUGUAUUACCGGACAUUACGGGUGAUGUAUCAGGUAUCUUUGGGUUCAUUAUCUUAUUAUCUCCAUUUCCCUCUGUUCGUUAUUCUCUUCUCGCCUUCCCUCUGAUCUCGCUUUGUCUCUUGUGUCACCUGUGUUCGACGUUGAUUUGUCCUCAUAAUCCAUGUAGUAGUAGCGUCCACCUUCGUACUAGUUCACUAAAUUUUUCACAUACAUCUGUUCCAGCUUCUCCCUGUCCCUUAACUUUAUUCAACGAACGUAUCUGGUCUCAACCAUG